ACUAUUAAAACAGAAGGCCCUUUUUUGAGGUGCCCUUCUGUUUCAAUAGUAAUUACUAUUUUAUGCCACUGAAUUAUUUUUAGACUAAGCUUUUGAUUAAAUAUUUUUUUAUUUUCCGCAAAACCUCUCAAAAAAUCUAUAGUUAACAAAAAAAAUCUCGCCUGCUGAUUCUUUGGAGGCAUUUCUGCGAUUUUGUUAUAACAAAAACAGUAUCUAAAUAUUUCAAUUUGACCAAUUAAAUUGCUAUUAAAGCGUAGAUCAAUGCAGGCAACAGCUCUACGGAAGUUUAUGCAGAGGAAAAGUAUCCCUCGGAGGCGACUAGGGGAGGUUAAAGGCAAGAACGAUGGUCAGGCCAAGAAACCAGUCCAACUGGCUGCUCCUUCUGCUGCGUUGUCAUCGGUUAACGAGUUACCGGUUGCUGAUGAUAGGUCUGGUUCACAUUCUGCUCAGGAUGCAGCCCUUAUUUGGAGUCAAGGAGCUAGGAACUUUGAGAGUGGCAGUGGUAGCUCUCGAGCUGAAUUGGAUGAAUACGAGAGGAGAGGAUGGGGAAGGUUAAAAGAUGAAACUUGAUACAGAGUGGGUUCGAGACCUCUUUAGCUACGAUUGGUUUUGGCUCUAGCAACGAUAUGCUUGAUGGUUUUUUACUGUGCCCCCUUUGAUCUUCCCCAGACCAUAUAUGUAAGUUUUCUUUUUACAUACCUUCACAACUCUCAUGACAUAACUUUAGUUAUAUAAAGCUUUUAAUAUAUAUAAAUAAUCGUAAUAACCAUGGCAACUGAUGUAAUUUUCAGCGUAACCUACAAAAGUUCAUACACGGUCUCAAGCAACAAAGUUUUUUUUUCUCAAGCAGCAAAAUUAGUUUUCUGAAUUUCUAUCAUCAAGUUAAAUAAAAUUCCACUUUCAUUUUUCAGCAUUACAAAUAUGUCUAUUUUUGGUGAAAAUAUAUUGACGUAAUAAGUAAAAUAAUAGUUUUUUAAAAAAAACAACAGAAUUAUGUUUCUGGUUGCAAAUCUACAACAAAAGAUUCUCAUAUUUGAACUAACUCUUAAUUUUAGUAUUGAUUUGUUGGUUUUCUAACUGUUUGCAGAAAAAUAAAAAUUUCAAAAAGCAACAAAAUUAUCUUUUUAUGUACCGCAAAUCCAUAACGAAAUAUCAUAUUUGAACUAUCCCUUAAUUUUCUUAUUGAUUUGUUGGCUCUAUAGCUGUUUGCAUAAUUUUUAUUCUAUGCUAUUCUAAUCAUAUCCGAAUAUAUUGUGUGGAAAUUACUUUUAACAGUUAAUAUAAUAGAAACACAAUAUAUUAAAGUAUCCAUAUCAAACUAUAAAGUAUCUUAAAAUAUUUUACUUUUUAAUAAAUUAGAAAUAGUUAAUGUUCGUCUAUAUAUUUUAUGUAAAGAUUAUCAACGUAUAUAUAUGAUGUGUAUUCAAUAAUUAUUACCGUAGAUAAAAGUUUUAAAUUUGGUACCCAAUGUUUUCAAACGAGAUUGGUAUCAUACUUGGUAUACUAAUAUCUUUUAUAAUUUCUUAUAGAAUUUUCAAACGAUUUUGGUAUCUUUACUUUACAUGGUAUCUUAUAGAUUUUGACCCGUCUUUUUUUUUUGAACGUCUGAAUCGAUUAUUAUCGAUUAAUUAUGCUAUUAUAAUUAAUUGAUAAUAAUCGACUAAUUAAAGAUUUUGACCCGUCCUUUAAAAGGUAGUAAUAAUUUUUGUUUAAAUUACUAUUUUGAAGAAUUUAAUUUUUAUAUAUGAAGUUUUUUGUAAACAUAUUAUUUUAAUAUUAAUUUAAUUUAAUAUAAUUUUGAUAAUUAUGAUAAAUAUUUUUGAUUGGCACUGAAAUUACAUAUUUAAAUUAUUGGUUUGUUUUGACUAAAAUGAAAAAUAACAAAUUAAAAUUAUAAUCCUACCUCAACUUUCAAACCAUAUAUUUUAUUUAAGUUUCAAAUAUUAUUUGAUUCAAAUUAAAAUAUAUAACUGUAUAUGAAUUUUGAUAAUAUAUAAAAAGUUUAUUAUAAAUAUAUUUUAUAUAUUUUUAUCAUAACUAAAUUAAAGAAUUAUGGUUUAAAAAAUAUAACCCGCGGAUAACCGCAAAAUUAAGUAGAACGGGUACAAAAUUAUUUGUUUGCGGGUUGUACGGGUCAAAUUUUUGACCAAAACAAAACUGAAACCUGCGGGUUGACGGGUCAGCGGGCCGGGUUCGACCCACGACCCAUCCCUAACCAAACGUAUAUAUACCAGAUCAAUUUUUAAAUUGCCAUUAUUUAAUUAAAUAUAUAUUGAUUAAGAUUUACACACAAAUAUUAUUACAAAAAAAUACGAAUACAAUCACAAAGAAAACAUAAAUAUGAAAACUAAAUUUAAAGCAAAAAAAUAUACCCGUCCUUUUAAGGACGGGUCAGAAUCUAGUAU
Molecule: messenger RNA, 2405 nt
Organism: Raphanus sativus (radish)
Lineage: Eukaryota; Viridiplantae; Streptophyta; Magnoliopsida; Brassicales; Brassicaceae
Product: homeobox-DDT domain protein RLT1-like
Exons: 4
Coding region: 262-570 (102 amino acids)
Source: RefSeq, a predicted model, not a curated record